This is a messenger RNA of Daucus carota subsp. sativus, 1711 nucleotides long. RefSeq names its product shikimate O-hydroxycinnamoyltransferase. The transcript is spliced from 2 exons. The record is from RefSeq and is a predicted model, not a curated record. NCBI's taxonomy places the organism in Eukaryota, Viridiplantae, Streptophyta, Magnoliopsida, Apiales, Apiaceae. Bases 100 to 1410 code for a protein of 436 amino acids. Gene Ontology annotation, molecular function: acyltransferase activity, transferring groups other than amino-acyl groups.
GCCUAUUCGGUACACAUGUGUCUCUCUUCCUAAUCUCUUUCCUAAUACAACUUCAUAAAUCUCUCUCUCCACGAGACUCUCGCUCAUUCACAUCUCACCAUGGUGAGCAGCAAGAUGAGAAUCAAAGUGACCGAAUCAACCCUAAUUCCCCCGUCCAAACCCACACCUUCCGAAAAGCUAUGGAACUCAAACCUAGACCUAGUAGUCGGUAGAAUUCACAUUCUCACGGUCUAUUUCUACCGGCCUAACGGCUCUCAAAACUUCUUUGACUCACGUACUGUCAAAGAAGCUUUGAGUAAUGUUCUGGUCUCGUUCUACCCCAUGGCGGGGAGGCUAGGACGAGAUCAAGAAGGCCGUGUCGAGAUUGAUUGUAAUGCUAAAGGAGUUUUGUAUGUGGAGGCGGAGUCCGAUAAUGUUGUCGAUGAUUAUGGCGAUUUCAGGCCGUCUUUAGAGCUCCGACGACUUGUGCCGGAAGUUGAUUACUCCGGCGACAUCUCCUCCUGUCCUCUUUUUAUUGCACAGGUGACUCGGUUCAAGUGUGGAGGAGUUGCACUAGGCUGUGGAGUGCACCAUACAUUGUCUGAUGGUUUGUCGUCGCUCCAUUUCAUUAAUACCUGGUCCGACAUCUCCCGGGGCCUUUCCAUUGCCAUUCCGCCUUUCAUUGACAGGACUCUUCUCCGAGCUCGUGAUCCUCCUACUCCGGUGUUUGAUCAUGUAGAAUACCAUCCACCACCUUCCCUGAAUACUCCUGAGGCUGUAAAGAGUCCCAAGGCUCCUACCACGACUGUUCUGAAGCUUACUCUUGAACAGCUUAAUCAGAUCAAAUCGACUGCCAAGAGUGACGGAAAUGCUAAAGAUCAUAGCACCUAUGAAAUCCUUUCGGCUCAUCUGUGGCGCUGUGCUUGCAAGGCUCGCGGCCUGUCUGAUGAUCAGAUGACAAAAUUGUACGUGGCCACGGAUGGAAGGUUCAGAUUGAGCCCUCCACUUCCUCCGGGCUAUCUAGGCAAUGUAGUCUUUACAGCCACCCCGGCUGGCACAGCAGGUGAAAUUAUAUCAGAGCCUUUAGUGAACUCUGCAAAGAGAAUUCACGCUGCAUUGUCAAAGAUGGGAAAUGAGUACUUGAGAUCAGCACUCGACUUCCUGGAAUGCCAGCCUGAUCUAUCAGCUCUUGUCCGAGGACCCCAAUACUUUGCGAGCCCAAACCUUAACAUCAACAGCUGGACUAGACUGCCAAUAUACGAUUCAGAUUUCGGAUGGGGGCGGCCUAUUCAUAUGGGACCUGCAGUCAUAUUGUAUGAAGGAACCAUCUAUGUUAUUCCAAGCCCCACCAACGAUAGGAGUGUGUCUUUGUCGGUAUGCUUGGACGCUGAUCAUGUGGAGAAGUUCAAGAAGUUCUUAUAUGAAUUCUAAGUCGAACGUAGCAGAAAGUUGAACAUACUUCUCCCCCAGUGUGAGUGUGAUCCUUUUCUGAGUGCCUAACCCAUCUGAGGGGCUUCGCAAUUUCCUUUUUCCUUUCUCGAAUUCCAUUUUUGGUUCAAGAGAUUGGUUGUCAGUGUUAUUGAUGUAUGUUCCUGUUUUGUGUAGAAUAAAGGCAAUCGUUACCCUUACCUCUGUUGUGCUCAUCCACAUUAUCAAAUCGUGUAAAAUAUCCUCCAUUUACCACCUUACUGUAAAAAUCAGCAAUCUAAUGGCAACAACAAAGAUUCCAAUC